Molecule: messenger RNA, 2590 nt
Organism: Haliotis rufescens (red abalone)
Lineage: Eukaryota; Metazoa; Mollusca; Gastropoda; Lepetellida; Haliotidae
Product: tetratricopeptide repeat protein 27-like
Exons: 24
Coding region: 48-2543 (831 amino acids)
Molecular function (GO): protein binding
Source: RefSeq, a predicted model, not a curated record
GCAGCAUCCAAUGUGUCAGCGCCCAUGCAAAUGCGUGAGUUUGAGCCAUGGUGUUUGUCAGGGAAGCUGAGAUAGCUGUUCUAUUCGGCCACACUCCAUCCCGACUACAGGAUGGUGGUUGCGGCACGGAACUAUUGGAAAGUUUUUUACAUGGGAAAUAUGAAGAUGUCUUGAAACAUGGCAUUGGAGAAAAACUCUUGAAGGAAAACCCAGGGAAUAAAGACACCUUAGCUGCAAUUGUUUCACACAAUGUGGAGACAUAUAUUCUCAAUUCUGACAGAGAUAAAGAUAUUGUGCAGCUGGAGGUUCUGCUGGUCGGAGCGUCAUGUCUGCAGCUGUUUGUACAGAACAACUGGACAGGACCGUUGACCGACAAACAAGCAACGGAGUAUCUUGCCCCCUCUGUCUGCCAGUCAAACAAGGCCUUCAUAGAGUACAUACUGGGUGACUUGAGCCAAGAUGGUGCACCAGUAUACAGUUUGGCUAGACAUAUCACGUAUCUGUUUCUAGCCAGAAUUAUCUUCCUUGAUUGUCGUGACCAUUUGAAAAGUUUGCAGACCUCCGACUGGUGGCUGAUGAGGUUCGUGUCGCUGCAUCAGGAUCUGCUGGAGGAGAAGUCCCCGACUCACAAGGCCACAGUCCUGGGAAUCAUAGACGAAGUGUCUAAGAGGGAACCGCUGAUCACGAGUGAUGACAACAGGGACGUGGCCAUCUUGUUCCACCUGGAGGCCGGACAUCUGUGUCACACGUUCUAUGAGUACAGGAGAGCUACAGCGUGUUUCGGCGCUGCCCGGAAACUGUCUGGCUUGCAGGUCGAGCUGACAGGAGCUCUUGGCAAGAGAACCAAGUUCCAGCAGGAGGCCAAGGCUCAGCUCAUGUUGAAGGUGUCGAGGCCGGACACUGAGUGUUCAACCGGGACAUUUGAAAGCAAAACAGAUGAAGUUAUCAUUCCAAAGAAUGUCCCCCUGGAUGAUGACACUGUGCUGGACGGCGUGCAGCUCGCGGAGGGGGAACGCGAGUUCUGUGUCCGCCUUUCACAACUGGACCAGGCUGUCGUCCUCGGAAUCAUGGAGGACUACAAAAGGAAAAUGGCAAUUGAACGUCUGACGGAGGAGGAGAUCCUGACAUAUGUCAUUGGUAUUAUAGAUCAUAUGAGCAGCUGGUGUGUUGGUACAACGUGUCUGGCACUUCGCUCCAAGCUCCAGUGGGAUAGCCGACGAAGGGUGGAGCGGUCCAUGAACCAGUAUGAGGAAUUGGUGAGUCAGACGGAUCGGCCAAGCCCUCCAGUUAUAAGAAGACAGAACCUGUUCUAUGCCUCCAAGAUGCCCAGCAUAUGGUAUCUUCAGAAGAACCUGGCGACCCUGCUGUUGUCCCUGGGUCUGGUGGGAGCCGGACUGGAGAUCUAUGAACGGCUACAGAUGUGGGAAGAGGCCAUUGCGUGCUACCAGACGAUGGGGAAACUCGAGAAGGCAGAAAGUCUGAUACGAGAACAGUUGAAGGUGAAGGAGACGCCCAACCUGUACUGCUUCCUGGGUGAUGUGACUCGGAAUGCUGACCACUACCAUAAGGCGUGGGAGUUGUCCAACAGGCGGAGUGCCCGGGCCAUGCGAUGUCUGGGCUACCUGUACUUCGGCAGACAGGAGUAUGCGCAGUCCAUGGAAUGCUUUGAGAAGUCCUUGGAAAUAAAUGCCCUACAGAUCCCAGUGUGGUUCACGUACGGCUGCACGGCCAUGACGGUGGAGAAGUACGAAGAGGCCGCUGGAGCCUUCAGACGAUGUCUCCACAUUGAAGCCGAUAAUUUCGAAGCAUGGGGUAAUCUUUCCACUUGUUUGGUGAAAAUGAAAAAAUUACCUGCUGCAUUUAAAGUUUUGAAAGAUGCAAUCAAAUACAACUUUGAGAACUGGCGUCUGUGGGACAACUAUCUAACUAUCGGUACUGAUAUUGGAGAGUUUGAGGAUGUUAUCCAUGCCUAUCAUCGACUGAUGGACAUUAAACAGAAGUGGACUGAUGUACAGGUUUUGAGAAUCCUUGUCAACGCGGUAACUGAGAACCUGAAGGAUGCGGGAGACCAACCCUCAGCCCGACUCCGCCCAAAGCUCCAGGAACUGUUUGGUCGUGUCACAGCAGCAGUGACGACAGAGUCCGAGAUCUGGCGUCUCUACAGCAAGCUUGUCAGCAGUGUGGAGCACCCCGAUCAAACAACAUCCGAGAAGGCUGUGCAGUACCUUCAGAAGGCUCACCGAUGUGUGAUGCAGACCUCAGGUUGGGAGAAGGAUGUGGAUCAGUGUGUGAUUGUUGCAAAGCAGUCUCAGCAACUUGCUACAGAACAUCUCAAGUUUGCCGAGCGUGGUGCUCCGUCACAAGCAAUCAACUCUCUGUCAUCGGCCAAACUGAUGCUGAGAAGCCUCCUGGUCAAGUUAAAGCAGGCAAACACAGACCCAGUGACACAAACGCUGGCCGAGAAACUGCAGAAGCCAUGUGAUGACCUGAGUGCCAGUCUCGACACAAUAGUCCGGAGAAUCGAUGAGCUGAAGGGCACAUGAGAGGGGACUGUGAUACGGAAAUAUUUUUUAUUAAAAUGUCCAAUGUA